AUGUCUACUACCACUGUGGAAGGCAUACUACAGACUCCGGAUAUCCUAAAACCCAUCCAAUCUUCACCAGCUCCACCCUCCCACAGAAUCGAAACCUUCGCACAAAGGGAUCUUCUUAGGCAGCCCUUCUUGCAUGAGCUCCGGGACGUGAUCAACGCCGGCUACUAUGAUACCGGUGUCAGUCCUUUCGAAAAGUACGGACCCCGGCUCGAAAGCGACACCCAGCUUGCCGAUGAACUUCAGGAAGCUGGCUUUACUGCAAUUGCAUUUGCUCAAAAUGCGAUCAUCGGUACUGCAAGCUUGAAAGUCUGGUUGCCAGAUUCCGAAGGCGCCGCGUGGAAGUUACCGGGCCAUUUUGACCAAUUCAGUGCGGAUGAGAUCUUCUCUGGAAACCCUACGGUGCUGGAUAGCCUUCGUGAUGAAUCCCAGAAUGUGCCCUGCGAGGGGGAUUUUGAAAUUGCAGCUGUCGCGAUCACGCCGGAUCCUCGAUAUCGGAGGAAAGGUAUUGCGGAAAGCUUGGUUAAGGCAUGUGAGGAGGAACUGAAGAAAAGAAUGUCUCUUGCGGAGUGCACAGAAUUGGUUCACUCGUGCAUUAUGCUCAAAUCCAUUCGUGAGAUCCAAGGUGUUUAUUGGCUGAAAAGGGGGUUCCGCGUCGUGGGGGAACAAUAUUUUCCUCCUUUUACCUGGGGUUACAACAAAGGUUUUGUUCUCUGGGCUAUGGAGAGAGAGUUAUAUGUUUAA
Molecule: messenger RNA, 741 nt
Organism: Penicillium samsonianum
Lineage: Eukaryota; Fungi; Ascomycota; Eurotiomycetes; Eurotiales; Aspergillaceae
Exons: 1
Coding region: 1-741 (246 amino acids)
Molecular function (GO): acyltransferase activity, transferring groups other than amino-acyl groups
Source: RefSeq, a predicted model, not a curated record